UGUUCCGUGUUCGUUCCUUCGCUCUUCCUUCAAGCCGCCGUGCCGUUUGUUCACGUGGUUUAUAGCGUCUGGUUUAACAAUGGGCUUCGGUGAUCUGAAAACCUCAGCAGGCCUUGUAGUCUUAAACGACUUUCUGUCGGAUAAGAGCUAUAUCGAGGGCUAUGUACCUUCCCAGGCUGAUGUCGCUGUAUUUGAUGCCCUGUCUGGCGCGCCAUCUGCAGACCUCUGUCACGCCCUUCGCUGGUACAAACACAUCAAGUCUUACCAGAAAGAGAAAGCCAGCCUCCCAGGUGUGAAGAAGCCCCUGGGUCAGUAUGGUCCUGCUGGUGUGGAGGACAAGACUGGUGGUGCUGCUCCUGCGAAAGAAGCAGAGGAUGACGAUGACAUCGACCUGUUUGGUUCUGACGAAGAGGAGGAUGAGGAGACCACAAGAAUCAAGGAGGAGAGACUAGCGGCAUACAAUGCAAAGAAGUCCAAAAAGCCAGCCCUUAUCGCCAAGUCCUCCAUCCUUCUAGACGUCAAACCUUGGGAUGAUGAAACGGAUAUGUCCAAGCUUGAGGAGUGCGUUCGCAGCAUUGAGUUGGACGGUCUGGUUUGGGGCCAGUCCAAAUUCGUGCCUGUCGGCUACGGCAUUAAGAAGCUGCAGAUUGCAUGUGUGGUGGAAGACGACAAAGUUGGAACCGAUCAGCUGGAGGAGCUGAUCACCGCUUUCGAGGACUACGUGCAGUCUAUGGACGUGGCAGCUUUUAACAAGAUUUAAAAAAAAAAAAAAAAACUGAACGUGAAAACGCUUUGCACAAUAAAAUAGCACUUGUAGUUGC
Molecule: messenger RNA, 821 nt
Organism: Silurus meridionalis
Lineage: Eukaryota; Metazoa; Chordata; Actinopteri; Siluriformes; Siluridae
Gene: eef1b2
Product: eukaryotic translation elongation factor 1 beta 2
Exons: 6
Coding region: 80-760 (226 amino acids)
Biological process (GO): translational elongation
Cellular component (GO): eukaryotic translation elongation factor 1 complex; cytosol
Molecular function (GO): translation elongation factor activity; guanyl-nucleotide exchange factor activity
Source: RefSeq, a predicted model, not a curated record